Colletotrichum destructivum is the source of this 204-nucleotide messenger RNA. Its product is annotated as Putative carbohydrate-binding module family 19. The transcript is spliced from 2 exons. Gene Ontology annotation, molecular function: chitin binding. Gene Ontology annotation, biological process: chitin catabolic process. The record is from RefSeq and is a predicted model, not a curated record. Bases 1 to 204 code for a protein of 67 amino acids. NCBI's taxonomy places the organism in Eukaryota, Fungi, Ascomycota, Sordariomycetes, Glomerellales, Glomerellaceae.
AUGCGUUUCUCUGCCGUUGCCCUCGUCUUUCUCCUCUCGGCCUUCGCCGAGGCUCAGCAGUGCAGCACGCCUGGUCGAUACCAGUGCAGAGCCAAUGUUUUUCCUGCCGUAUGCGACGGCUCUGGCAACUGGGUCAUCCUGCAGAGAUGUCCCAACAACUGGCGCUGCAUUGAAAACAACGGCAGUGUCUACUGCUCUCCUUGA